Messenger RNA from Pygocentrus nattereri (red-bellied piranha), 4897 nucleotides. RefSeq names its product spinster homolog 2 (Drosophila) (gene spns2). The transcript is spliced from 13 exons. NCBI's taxonomy places the organism in Eukaryota, Metazoa, Chordata, Actinopteri, Characiformes, Serrasalmidae. Gene Ontology annotation, cellular component: membrane. Bases 283 to 1803 code for a protein of 506 amino acids. Gene Ontology annotation, molecular function: sphingolipid intramembrane carrier activity; transmembrane transporter activity. The record is from RefSeq and is a predicted model, not a curated record. Gene Ontology annotation, biological process: transmembrane transport; sphingosine-1-phosphate receptor signaling pathway; lipid transport.
GCUGGAGGAGCGCAGCGCUCCGCCACUGCACCGCCGCAGAAACAUGAAGUACGAGCGAGCUCUGCUCCAGCUACCGACUCAGCAGCAGCUCCGCCACUAGAGCCGUCCACUCUCAGUCCAGCUUCCGCCGAGGAAUCUCUCUUUCUGCCUUUCUCUCUCUCCAUCGUCUAUAACACACCUCGCGUGCCCGGUACCGACAGCCUUUCUCUCUCUCUCCUCCAUCGCGUCUCUCUCUCUUUCUCUCCCUCACUCUCUCGGCCCUGAGAGAGAGAGCCACCCGCCAUGUGCGUAGAGAGCGACGGUUGCGAGCUGGAGGCGUGCAGCAGUUCGGAUGAAGUCCGCACGCUCUCCGGGAGCAUGAGCGAGGCUCUCGAACCGAGCGCGCGGGAGCUGGGCGCGUGCUCUCCGGGACAGAAGUGCGGCGCCGCGCUCAUGCGCCUCCGCUCCCCCACCGCCGCCGCCGGCAUCCUCAGCUUCGGAAACGUCCUCAACUACAUGGACCGAUACACGGUAGCCGGUGUGCUGCUUGACAUUCAGCACCACUUCAAGGUACCCGAUAGCGGCGCUGGAUUGUUACAAACAGUUUUCAUCUGCAGUUUCAUGGUGGCUGCGCCUAUUUUUGGUUACCUAGGCGACCGAUUUAACAGGAAAAUCAUUCUGAGCUGCGGCAUCUUCUUUUGGUCAGCUGUGACGCUGCUGAGCUCCUUCAUCACCAAAGAGUACUAUUGGCUGUUUGUGCUGUCCAGAGGCCUGGUGGGCAUCGGAGAGUCCAGCUACUCCUCUAUCUCUCCCACUAUCAUCGGUGACCUGUUCACCAGCAACAAGAGGACAAUUAUGCUCUCUGUCUUCUACCUGGCCAUUCCACUGGGAAGUGGACUGGGCUACAUCCUGGGAUCCAGCGCUAAGGAUGCUGCAGGGGACUGGCACUGGGCUCUGAGGGUGUCUCCACUGUUGGGGAUGACCGCCGGAGCGCUUAUCCUGCUCUUCGUUCCUGAACCCAAGAGAGGCAGUGUUGACCAGCCCAGUGGCCGCAUUAAAACUCGCACCUCCUGGUUCUGUGACAUGAGGGCCCUUGGCAAAAACCGGAGUUACAUGUUCUCCUCUCUGGCCUCGGCAGCCGUGUCAUUUGCAACGGGGGCGUUUGGUAUCUGGAUCCCGCAGUAUCUGUUCAGAGCUCAGGUGGUGCAGAAGACCGCCGUGAGCUGCACUAUCCAGCCCUGCAGCAGCAGAGACAGCCUGAUCUUCGGGGCAAUCACGUGCGUGACGGGGCUGCUGGGUGUGGUCAUAGGCGCAGCCACCACACGGUUCUGCCGGCAGAAGACGGAGCGAGCCGACCCGCUGGUGUGUGCCGUCAGCAUGCUGGGUUCAGCCAUCUUCAUCUGCCUCAUCUUCGUUGUGGCCAAGAAGAGCAUCAUAGGAGCAUAUGUCUGCAUCUUCAUAGGAGAAACGCUGCUCUUCUUAAACUGGGCCAUAACGGCAGACAUUUUAAUGUACGUUGUCAUACCAACCAGAAGAGCCACUGCUGUAGCCUUUCAGGGUUUCACUUCACAUCUGCUAGGGGAUGCUGGGAGUCCGUAUCUAAUAGGCCUGAUAUCAGAUGCGCUGCAGAAGAGCUAUGCUACGUCAGUGCUGUGGCAGUUCCUGAGCUUAGGCUACGCCCUCAUGCUCUGCCCCUUCGUCAUCGUCCUUGGGGGUAUGUUCUUCCUUGCCACCGCCCUCUUCUUCCUCGACGACCGAGACAAGGCAGAGCAACAGACAAAUCAGCUCUCUCUGCCCCCAUCUACAGUAAAGGUCACCAAAUGAGAGGAGAACUGGAGUGGAUGGACUGAAGAGCAAGACGAAGGACCGAGAUGAAGAGAAGGAGGAAAAGGAAAAAAUAUAUAAAGUUUAAUAGACCCACAGGAUAACCAUGCUGCACACCACCAUCACCACCAACAUCAUCACCGCCCAUCAACUUCACUGCUGACUUCUCUCUCAUCAGUCAAAUGGAGGCUGACCUGAACUUGAGCCAUUGAGACACCUUGCUUGCCCAAGAAUGACCAAGUCCUGGGCAAGAUGCAAGGGGUGGCGUAGCGUGCAAAAGGCAGCCAAUAAGCAGCUUUUGGGCAGCUUGCAUAUGGAAAUGUACAGUAAAGGGUUUUGGGGGGGGGCGUCAAUUCUUUAGUGCCAUACUACUGAACACGGACACACUCUGUCCAGUCACGCUGCCUGUCAAUCUGCACCAAGUGCCAUAGCAUCACAUUCCUAUACGGGUCCAGUCCACACCUACAGCCAAGUGGAGCUCACUGAUAAGCCACAAUUGUGUAAAUAUGGAAAUGAAGGAAUCAGUGACGAAAUCUCACGGAUGACCGGCUGUAUGGUAAGCCUGCUUUAAUAAUGCCAACACAGGCAAACGUCUGGUCCCCUGCUCAUUUAGCUUCCCUGUGUCUUUCCUUUUUUUUUAUCUAUUUGUCUUAGCACUUAUUGAUUUAAUGCAGUGCCAGUUAUUAAUGCAGUCAGCCAACAUAAUCCACUCAUAUUUUUUGUGCUACACUUAUCUGAUUGUGUGUGAAUAUGAAACCUGAGGUCUUUACCUAUGAUUGUUUCAGAGGGGUUGCUGGAUAAAAGUAGAGAAACACUGGAGUGUAAAUAUUAGAACUUUUAUCAACUUUGUAAAUGAUUUUUUUUUCAAUCUUUCUACCAAAUUUUCACAAAUGAUGAAUUACUACAUAUUAGAAUUAAUAGGACGUAGGCACCUCAACUAACAUGCCAAGGAGAAAAGGGGGAACAGAAGUACUGUUGGGCACUGGACGCCUUUCUUGUGAUACUGUUUUCCUCUUAUGGAUUCUUCACACAGCAGCGGCUCGCCCACCCAUGUGAACCAAGAGUCCAUUUUCUAUUUAACGGAGGAUAAGAUUCACAAGCACCAGUCUAUAAUAAUGGUCAUCUUUGUGCACUGGGCUUUUUUACUCGUUCAGUCGUAGAUAUCCCCUUUCUGAAAAGGCAAAAGAGCCAGCCUGAAUAGCUGAUAAGAAUCUAGCUCAGUCGCAAGUUAAUUAGCUAACGUAAUCCAUCUUUCUGAAGUUUAAGCCGUAUCUGUCGCUUUUAUUAAGGGACAAUAUUACAUUUGGGUUAUAUUAUCCAAAUGAAGUUGGAUUGUAAAAGCAUCAGAAUCAAAUUUGGAAAGGUGUUGACCUCUUGUAGAAAACCUUUCUUCAUAAACUUUGUAACAAAACUAUGAAAGGUUCACAGUUUGAGAGGCGAAUCCUGUCAAAAGAUAUGGAUUUAAUAUUUUUAACACUACACAGUAGAUGUGAAUAUAAAAAUAAUGUUAAAUUAGCUGAAGCACUUUGCUUUUAAAGUAGGAAGAGGGGAAAUGAGGACAAACUGAGGGAAAACUUACUAGACUAGGCCAUGUUUACUGUUUCUCUUGUGAAAAUAUAUAUUAUUGCUGAUUUCGCAAAUUCUUUGCAAAUGGACUUUGUAACAUAUGCAAUUUCAUAGAACUGACAUCAUUUGCAGAUGUGAAAAGCUUUGAUAAAGGCAAUAAUUGAUAUAUUUUCACUUUCAGUUGGAGCUCUACUGAUCAGACGUUAAGCUUUUUUCAUUUUGGUGCAUAUCAGUCACAUUUUGAGACCUUUUACCAAAUGGAAAUGAUCUGUCUUUGAAGCCGUUUGUAUAGCGUAGUCGUCCUCUCAGAGACGAGCAGACCACCUUUUUCACAUUGAAAAACAGGGCAUCCUGCAUAUGGAUCAAGGUGUUGUUUGUUCUGGAAGAGAUUGAGGGAAAAAAACAAAACAAAGCAAGCUCUGACAUCAUCUGUAUUGUGAAGGUGUGACUCAUCACCGGGAGUGAGGGAUACCGUCCUUAUUUGCCAGUUAAGUUCUUUCAUCAUGCCGGGUGUAAAGCUAUCUGAAUGUGAUUCUGUCCAAUGUGUUUACACAUGCAAAUUCAUUAUAAUUAAGCUUUUUUUUGUAUUAUCAUUCUUUUUAUGGAUGUCUUUUUUUCCUUUCUUUUUACAGAUAUUAGUUUUAUAUAUAAUGAUGCUAUAAAGAUGGACAAUUAUAUUAUGCAGCGAUUUUAAUAUAUUGUAAACUACAGCUUUGAUGCAAUGUAUUUAUUUGUUGUUUAUUUGUUACUGUUAGGAAGAUUUUACAAAGGGACAAAAAUUUUCUGAAUAUUAUGAAUAUUCAAUUUUGGGGGGGUUUGAAAUGAAUCUACAUGUAUCAUUGUCAGUGAAGAAUCCUGGAUAGUUUGUCAUCUCUUACACCACAAGACAGCACAGCACAGAUUUACAGCACACUUGAGUCCUCCAACAGGUUUUCUAGACCAAUGAAAUGUUAUAUUUUUAUUUUACGUUAUUUAGAUUUUGCACAAGCGGUUGGGUGUGCCAUGUUCAGGGGUUGUUUUUCUUUUCUUUUCCAAUUUGUUAGUUGUACACUGGCGUUUUGUAAGUGUUAAAGGGACUGUACCUAAGUAUCCAAGUCACGUUUCUCAUUCAUGCGACAUGCUGUCUGUCCACGCGUAGACGCUCUCUGUGAUCCUGCCAUUGAAACUGCAGGCCUGAGACUCAACACCAAAUUCAGAUCAUUAAUAACACAGCCUGCUUAUUUAGAUCCAUUAUUUGUGAGACUGUUUUAAUGGAAGAGUCAUGGGGGUGAUGGUGUGUACUGAGAAUGUGUUCUUUCUUGUCAUACAAGAGUUCUGUACAAAGAAAAUGUUUCUGAUGUUGUGCAGAAACUAAAAAAGGGGAUUUUAUUUUUAAGAGCGAGCGUGAUGGAAAAGAACAAAUAGGUCAAAUAGAAGAAACCAUUAUUAUUGCUAUCUAGGAAGUUACUGUGAUGCUCCGACUGGGAGUAAUAUGAGAUGUAAACAUAUAUGUCAAUGAUCAAAAUAAACUUAUUUAAUCAAAGCAGAA